ACCAAUGUGGCUACAACACUGAAAACAUGACCCGAAACUGAAUCUUAUUAAAAAUGAAGAGAUUAACAAUAACAACAGAGACGAAGAGCAGGAAAAGAAAAAGGUCUACAAAAAAAAUGGCGGUAGGCAAAGAAAUGGAGAUAUUGAAGCCAAGAACCGACGACAGAGACUACAGAAGAGUCGUUCUCAAGAAUUCACUUCAAGUUCUUUUAAUCAGCGAUCCUCAAACCGAUAAGUGUUCUGCUUGUAUGAAUGUCAACGUCGGUUCCUAUAGUGAUCCUGCUGGUCUGGAAGGGCUCGCUCAUUUUCUCGAACAUAUGUUGUUUUAUGCUAGUGAGAAGUAUCCAUUGGAGGACAGUUACUCCAAGUAUAUUACUGAGCAUGGAGGCAGAACUAAUGCUUAUACAACUUCUGAGCACACCCAUUAUUUCUUUGAUGUCAACGCUGAUAGUUUUGAAGAUGCCUUGGACAGAUUUGCGCAGUUCUUCAUUAAACCAUUAAUGUCAGCUGAUGCAACCAUGAGAGAAAUUAAGGCUGUUGAUUCUGAGAAUCAAAAAAACUUGUUGUCUGACUCUUGGAGAAUGAACCAGCUUCAGAAACAUCUAAGUGAUGAAGGCCACCCAUUUCAUAAAUUCAGUACAGGGAAUUGGGAGACUCUGAAUGUUCGGCCAAAAGCUAAAGGAAUGGAUACAAGACAUGAACUGAUUAAAUUUUAUGAAGAAAAUUAUUCGGCGAACCGUAUGCAUCUUGUGAUAUAUGCCAAGGAAAGCCUUGAUAAAAUUCAAAGCCUUGUCGACCACAAGUUCCAGCAAAUUAGAAAUAAAGAUAGAAGCUGUUUGUCUUUUCCUGGACAGCCUUGCAAAUCCGAACACUUGCAGAUUCUUGUAAAAACUGUCCCAAUAAAGCAAGGUCACAGAUUGAAAAUCACAUGGCCAAUAACUCCAGAAAUUCUUCACUAUAAGGAAGGGCCGUGCAGGUAUCUUAGCCAUCUUAUUGGUCAUGAAGGAGAAGGAUCUUUGUUUUAUGUCUUGAAAACUUUGGGAUGGGCUACUGGUUUGGGUGCUGGUGAAGGUGAAUGGUCGACAGAAUUUUCUUUUUUCGACGUGUCAGUAGAUCUAACAGAUGCUGGACAUGAGCACGUACAGGAUAUCAUAGGGCUUCUAUUCAAAUACAUUCAGCUCUUGCAGAAAUCUGGUGUUUGCAAAUGGAUAUUUGAUGAGCUUGCUGCUGUUUGCGAGACAAAAUUUCAUUAUCAGGACAAAACUCCUCCAAUUGAUUACGUGGUCAAAAUUGCAUCUGAUAUGGAUAUAUAUCCUCCUAAAGAUUGGCUGGUCGGAUCAUCCUUGCCUUCUGUUUUCAGUCCAAAUAUAAUUCAAAUGGUACUGGAUCAGCUAUCACCAAAAAAUGUUAGGAUCUUUUGGGAGUCAAAGAUUUUCGAAGGACAAACUGAAAAUGUAGAGCCAUGGUAUGGAACUGCUUAUAGCAUUGAGAAAAUCACAAGCUCUUUGAUUCAGGAAUGGAUGCUAUAUGCUCCAAAUGAAAAUCUGCAUCUACCAGCACCUAAUGUCUUCAUCCCUACUGACUUAUCACUAAAGAAUGCUCAAGAGAAGGUCAAAUAUCCGGUGCUUUUAAGAAAGUCAUCCUAUUCAUCUUUAUGGUACAAGCCUGACACAAUGUUCAAUAUACCCAAGUCAUAUGUGAAGAUAGAUUUUAGCUGCCCCCACGCUGGAAGCUCUCCAGAGGCUGAAGUUCUUACCAAUAUAUUUACACGGCUGUUAAUGGAUUAUCUGAAUGAAUAUGCUUAUUAUGCGCAAGUUGCUGGUCUGUAUUAUGGCAUUACCCACAUCGACAGUGGUUUUCAGGUGACUCUGGUUGGUUACAAUCACAAACUGAGGAUCUUAUUGGAAACCGUUAUUGAAAAGAUUGCAAAAUUUAGAGUCAAUCCCGACAGGUUUUCUGUGAUAAAGGAAAUGGUUAUGAAGGAGUAUGAAAAUUUUAAGUUUCAGCAGCCCUAUCAGCAGGCUAUGUACUAUUGCUCUUUAAUACUACAAAAUCAAGCAUGGCCUUGGAUGGAAGAACUUGAAGUGCUUCCUAAUCUUGGAUCUGCAGAGCUUGCUAAGUUUGUUCCAGUAAUGCUCUCAAGAGCCUUCUUGGAGUGCUAUGUCGCAGGUAAUGUUGAACGCACUGAGGCAGAAUCAAUGAUUCAGCAUAUUGAGGAUGUCCUUUUCAAGGGUCAAAACCCUAUUUGCCAACCAAUAUUUCCGUCUCAGCAUUUGACUAAUAGAGUUAUCAAGCUUGAAAGGGGAAAGAGUCAUUUGUAUCCAACUGAAGGCUUAAAUCGAAGUGAUGAGAAUUCUGCUUUGCUGCACUAUAUUCAGGUUCAUAGAGAUGAUUUCCUACAGAAUGUGAAACUUCAGCUUUUUGCUUUAAUUGCAAAGCAACCGGCUUUCCACCAGCUUAGAUCAGUUGAGCAACUUGGAUACAUUACCGUGCUCAUGCCGAGGACCGAUUCUGGUAUUCGUGGAUUACAAUUUAUCAUCCAAUCAACUGUAAAGGGCCCUGGACAAAUUGAUUUGAGAGUUGAAGCUUUCCUCAAAAUGUUUGAAACUAAACUCUAUGAGAUGACCAAUGAGGAUUUCAAGAAUAAUGUUACUACUUUGAUUGAUAUGAAACUUGAGAAGCACAAGAAUUUGAGGGAAGAAUCUGGAUUUUACUGGCGAGAGAUUUCUGAUGGCACCCUAAAGUUCGAUAGAAUUAAUUCUGAGGUGGCCGUGCUAAGGCAGCUUACACAACAGGAAUUUAUAGAUUUCUUCAAUGAAAAUAUAAAAAUAGGAUCAUCUCAGAAGAAGAUAUUAAGCGUCCGCGUUUAUGGGUCUCCACAUUUAUCAGAGUACUCAUCAGACAAAAAUGAAGCUCUUCCACCCAACUCGGUCCUAAUAGAUGAUAUCUUCAGCUUCAAAAGAACCCAAUCGCUAUAUGGUUCGUUUAAGGGAGGCUUCGGCCAUGUGAAGUUGUAGGAUUGGAAAUUGUUAUUGCAGGCUGUUGAUUAAGGCUGUUAGAAUGAAUUGGAAGCUUUAUCGUUGCAAUUUGCAUAAAUUUGGUCGCAAAGGCGCCAGGCCUGCCUAAGCUCUGCCAUCGGAACCAAGUGUUUACAGAUUUGCUCCCAAUUGAGAUUUUUACCGACGGCAUUAUUACUUUCAACCUCAGCAUUAUGUUGUAACUUGCAGUUGUGUAGCAUCAUAAUAUUUCCAUUACCAUUUCUGUUUUACUGGACCUUAGAAAAUUACGAACAUAAAUGAUAAGAUUUGGUAUAGGAACUUGCAGUAAAAGUUAAUUUAGAGGUCAUUUAAAAUUUUUUCUUUAAGAAAAAAAAGUUUGUGCU
Messenger RNA from Mercurialis annua (annual mercury), 3382 nucleotides. RefSeq names its product insulin-degrading enzyme-like 1, peroxisomal. Gene Ontology annotation, molecular function: metalloendopeptidase activity; metal ion binding. The record is from RefSeq and is a predicted model, not a curated record. NCBI's taxonomy places the organism in Eukaryota, Viridiplantae, Streptophyta, Magnoliopsida, Malpighiales, Euphorbiaceae. Bases 54 to 3017 code for a protein of 987 amino acids. Gene Ontology annotation, biological process: peptide catabolic process. The transcript is spliced from 26 exons. Gene Ontology annotation, cellular component: cytosol; mitochondrion.